Molecule: messenger RNA, 3761 nt
Organism: Octopus bimaculoides (California two-spot octopus)
Lineage: Eukaryota; Metazoa; Mollusca; Cephalopoda; Octopoda; Octopodidae
Product: inactive tyrosine-protein kinase RYK
Biological process (GO): cell surface receptor protein tyrosine kinase signaling pathway; positive regulation of neuron projection development; positive regulation of kinase activity
Cellular component (GO): plasma membrane; signaling receptor complex
Molecular function (GO): ATP binding; protein kinase activity
Source: RefSeq, a predicted model, not a curated record
CUGUCUAUUUGUCACUUUCUCUUCUUUACCUUACUCCCUCCCCCUCUCUCUAUAGCAUAUACUAUUUAAAAUCUAUCUAUCUACCUAUCAUUGUUGUUCCUGCUAUUAUAGCAGUGAUGCUGCGACGCGACACGCGUGAAUGACGGGGCACGAAGACUAACUCUAUUCUUUCCUUCUUUCAUUCUAUUUAUAUAUAUCUACCUAUCCAUCUCGAUUAUUUAUCCUUCCACCAAACCCUCUUUUAUUCUACUUAACACCGUUCUUAGAUUUUCAAUCAGCGACUUCUUCGUUCAUUCUCUCACAGCUUCCAAUAUUUCUCCUUUAUUUUAUCGCCUUUCAUUUUAAUCAAUAAUUUUAAAAAAAAGAAAAAAGAUAACUCAUUUCUUUUUUAAACUUAGCAAUCCGCUUACUUUCUUUUCUAAAUGCUUCUUAUUCGACUUCUCUUUACAAUAUCUACUAUUUACUGAUCAAUCUCGCUAAUAUUGCUUCUUUCUCUCCCUCUUCAUCAUCUUCCCUUCUCUUUUUUUUAUUAUCUUAAACACUGUUCCAUUCCAUUUCUACUGCUGUCUGUUUUUUUUAUUCUUCUUCUACAAAAUCCCUUUCCUUUUCGCAUUUCUUUUCUUAAACCGCUGUUCAUUUUCUUUUUCUUUUAGUUCCUUCCUCUUGAUAUCCCUUCCAUGUCUUUUUCCCCUCUUUUCAUCUUCUCAUCCUACCGCUGGGUUUUUUCUCUUCCAUUUUUAAAGAUUCUUUUUUUUGUAGUUUUAUUAUUUAUCUUCUCCCCUCAUUCUCCGUUCAUUCUUCUUUUGACCCUCCCCCCUCUCACUAUCAUUUCUCUUCUUAGUUCCCUUUCCUCCUCCUCCCCCUGACUUCCUUCCUCAUCCUACUGCUGUUCUUUUCUCUUUCUUCUUUACUUUCUUCGUUUCUCGGUUUCCUCUUCCUCCUCUUAUAAUUCUUCCGACCGCCUUCCUCCUCUUAUAAUUCUUCCGACCUCCUUCCUCUGAGUUUCUUGGUUCCUUUCUCCCCGUUUCUUGGUUUUCCCUCCUCCUCCUCCGCUUCCGUCUCAUCUUCCCUCCUACCUCUACUCUUUCACCUCCCCCUACUCUCUUUCUCUUUCGUUCUUUCUCCUCUUAGUUUCCUCCUCCUUUUCCUCCACCACUUUUGCGCCCUCUCUCUCUCCCCCUCUCAUAUUUCUGUUCUCUCUCUCUCUCUCUCCCCUUCCUCCUUCUCUUCGUCCUAUACCUUCCAAAUUGUUAGUUUUUUUUGGGUAACUCCAUGGACGAGGAGGACGACGACGACGUCGACUGAUGCUGGCUGGCUGGCUUGGCUGGUGGUGCCGACCCAACAACAAACAACAACAACGCACACAUGCACCGCACACAUCACAGAUCGUAUACACACACACACAUACAUAACAUAACUAAGUCAAACUGACUGACAAAACACAACACGUAACACACAACACAACAAACACCAGCGCACUGUUGUAAACUGCCGUAAUUAAAACAUUGCAUUAUUCAUUGUAUUAUUAGUAUCAUAUAUAUAUCAUAUAUAUACAUAUAUACACACACAACAUGCCGUCUUCCACGGCCGUCCUGUUAACUGCCCUAUUGAUUAUGGCUUCUGAAUGGCUUUACCUUGUGGAUUCCCACCUUAGUCUGUACAUGGAUUCAGAGGAGACUUUCAAACUGCUGGGCAUCACAGCAGAAUUGUCUUAUGUCCGUAAUGGUAUCAUCAACCACCAUGCCCUCUCAUUCAAUCUACCAGUUGCCACAGAAAUCAAUGAGAUUCACUUCACAUGGCAGAGCACAAAAAGAGAAUCGAUGCCUUACAAAAUGCAGUUUUUUGUGUCAAACCCUCAGGCAAUGAACAAACCUACAGCAAAUAUUAGUAAUAACGGUCUUGUACCAACCAAACUCUCAGUGUUCAAAGUGAAACUUCCUUGCACAAAUUUAUUAAAUGCUGAAGUUGAUGUAAAUAUUCAAAUGAAUAUAAGCAUUUUUUCUUCAUCAAAUUGGACGGGGUUGAAUUUUAAAAGGAGAAAAAUAUGCCGGAAAGACCCUACAAUCGGAUUACGCAGUGGCAGUUCCUAUUCAUCUGACCCUCAUUCCUUUUUUGCUGCUCCAUCAGACUCUGAUAAAGUAAACAACAUCAAUUCUUCCACUUACCUGUUCUACAUUGCUGUCGGAUGUGCUUGUGUCAUCAUUCUUCUGAUUGCUCUUGCUGUCACCGCGUACUACCUCAACUCACAGAAAGCUAGCGCCAAAGGGUACGCAGACAAAAUGAGGUUUUCCAUGCUGGAGUGCACAGAUGGCCAAACUGAUAGGGUACCCAGCAACCAAACAGCAAGUGAACAGCUCAUAUCCUGUCCCCAGCACUGUGAGGUGUCUGUGGCUAAGACACCUGACUCUCAACAGCAGUUCAGUCCACCCAGCCCUAGUGACACAAGCAGCUCACAAGCACUCACUCAACAAAGCCAGACAUUCUUGCGAGCUGAUACUCCGAACAAUACUACAGGUUCUGGUCUUCCAAAUUUCCGGCAGGGUAUCUGUAUACCCAUGGACACAAAAGGAACUGAUCCCCGACUUUUAUUAGAAGAAAUUUCAAUAGAAAGAAACCGAAUAACUCUAGGUGAAAUCUUGCUUGAAGGAACAUUUGGUCAAAUUUAUUGUGGAACAAUUAUCACAGAGGAUGAGAAAGGAGGGGAAUUUGAGCAAGAAGUAUUUAUCAAAACUAUCACAGACCAAGCACGUUCGGAUCAGACUCAAGUGUUCCUGCAAGAAUGCUGCAUGCUCAAAGGGCUUAUACAUGAAAACAUCAACCCAGUACUAGCAGCAUGCCUCACCCCACCCGAUCAACAACCCCUCAUAGUAUUUCAUGCCACCAGUGAAGGCAACCUAAAAAAGUUUUUACAGAAAUGCCGCAUGUCAGAAUGUGGUUCACAUUACGCUCUCAACACGCAGCAGUUAGUCUACAUGGCAAUACAAAUAAUCCGAGGAGUCCAGUUUUUGCAUCGGAAAAAGAUAGUUCACAAAGAUUUGGCUACAAGAAAUUGUUUAGUCGACAGUGAUUUAGGUUUGAAAAUUACAGACAAUUCAUUAUCACGGGAUUUAUUCCCUAACGAUUACAAUUGCUUAGGGGACAAUGAAAACCGACCCGUAAAAUGGUUAUCCAUUGAAGCUCUUCUUACCCAUAGAUUCUCUCCUGCCAGUGAUGUGUGGGCUUUUGGUGUCACACUUUGGGAGUUGAUGACACUUGGUCAACAGCCAUACGCUGAUAUUGAUCCCUUUGAAAUGUCAGCAUACCUACAAGAAGGUUAUCGAAUAGCUCAACCUAUAAAUUGUCCCGAUGAAUUAUUCUCUGUGAUGGCUUGCUGCUGGGCAAUAUCUUUUGAAGAACGUCCAAAAUUCUCACAGCUCCUUGUCUGUCUUCAGGACUUUUAUACAGCUCUUGGUCGAUAUAUCUGAAGUAUAAUUAUAAAAAAAAAUAUAUUAAAAAAAUGAAUAUAUAUACAUAUAUGUGUAUAUAUGUAUAUAGGGUUUUUACUGGUGUGUGAGAGUGUAUGUAUGUGUAUAUAUAUGGCUGCAUGUGUAUCUGAGUGUUAAUGUCUGUAUAUGCAUCUGCAAAGGUUUGUGGGUAUGUAAAAUUGUGUAUUUGUAUUUGUGUAAACAUAUGUAUAUACAUGUGUGUAUGUGUGUGUGUGUGUGUAUAUAUAUAUAUAUAUAUCUACAUAUGUAUGUAUAUAUAUGUGUGUAUGUAUGCAU